UGGUGACAAACAACGCACACAUCAUCGCACCGUGGGCCACCGCGACGACCGUGCGGGGAUCGGGGGACGAGGCGCCGCGAGUAGCCGUCGCCCACGCAGCAACGCACCACCACCAGUCUCACAUAUGACACGGACCAUAGGCGCGCGUUCUUACAAUCCAAUAUACGAACCUACCAUAGAAUACAGUCCGCUAUUUUAUUUCUACCACCUGAGUAUCGCCAACAAAAGUGGUCCUCUCUCCGUGAAGAAGGAUUUUAAGGACGUCUUGAGGCUUUUUUGGAGAAUAUUCCGUGUCAAGAAAUCAAGCACUACUAGUCGCACGCGCCGGCCAAUACGCGACGACUUUGGAGAAGGUCAAGGAAGGAUAUUUAAAGGACGAAUAAACCGUCAAGUCACUGUGAACAAAGGAUAAGACAUCUUUUUACAGACUGAGAUCGAGGUCUUAUCUGACGAGCCACCAGUCGAUGAGGUUCCUGCGGAGCGUGUGCAGUUUGACAACGACUACUAUACGCUUGUGGCCCGAGCCAAGAAACUACUUGCUGCCGGGGAGAAGGCCAGUGAAUCUGUGGCGGAGUUCAGCGACGCAGAAUCAGCGUUGGUGAAGGUGGUUGACGGCAAGGGCAACAAACACACCGCCAGGGUGAUCUUGGACAACGGUAGUGGAAUAAAUAUCGUUUCCGAAGCUUUCUGCAGUAAGCUGGGUUUGCCGAGGCGGAACGUGAGCUCCACGGUAUCAGGUUUUAAUAAUCAUGUUUCCCAUAGUACACAGUCUUGCAACCUCACAAUUGAGUCAAUGAAUACUAGCUAUAGGACUAACAUUGAUUGUUAUGUGUUUACCAACGUCACCACAGCAGUACCAAUCACAUACAUUGACACACGACAUAUUCAAAUACCUGCUGGCUUAUGUUUAUCUGACCCCACUUAUAAUAUACCUUCUAAGGUCGAUAUUCUUAUCGGGGCGGAUAUCUUCUGGGAUAUUCUAGGUAACAAAAGGAUUAGCCUAGGCAAGCAUCAACCUAUUUUACGUAGUUCGAGCUAGGAUGGAUAGUCACUGGUCACAUCUCGAGUCCGAAAGAUACGUUCAGUCAAUGUCUUCUUACUCAAGGUCAACUUGAUAUUGAUCUCACUCGUUUUUGGGAAGUAGAUAGUGUUUCUCUUGAGCAUUCUCAAUCCGCGGAGGAACGUGCGUGUGAGAAGAGUUUUACCGUUAACACUUCUCGAAAUAACGAUGGUCGCUUUGUCGUCACCAUUCCUCUCAAGCAAGAUCCGCAGGUCUUAGGCGAUUCCUUUGAGAUGGCGAAGCGACGGUUUUUAUCGCUGGAACGAAAAUUUGAACGAGAACCAAUAUUCAAGGAGAAAUAUUUGAGCUUCAUGAAGGAAUACGAGCAAUUAGGCCACAUGACUGAAAAUAAAGUUCUUUUUCCAUACAGUGACAAUGUCAACUACUACCUUCCUCAUCAUGGCGUACUUCGGGAGUCAAGCACGACGACAAAGUUGCGUACCGUCUUCGACGCUUCUGCCGUCACCACUUCAGGAAUUUCCUUCAAUGAAAUUCAGAUGGUCGGUCCUACAGUCCAAGACGAUCUUUUAUCGAUUCUCCUCAGAUUCCGCCAACAUAAAAUUGUAGUAUCGGCAGACGUUGAAAAAAUGUUUAGAUCUAUCAAUGUUGUUCCUAGUCAACGCUCCUUACAGCAAAUUGUAUUUAGGUUUGAUCCAUCGCAUCGUUUAAAGACUUAUACACUAAAUACAGUUUGUCAAGGAACCGCUUCAGCGCCAUACCUUGCGACAAAGUGUCUGAGUAGCCUGGCAUCCACAGUCAGCGAUAAUAGCGUCAAAUAUAGUAUAGCUCACGAUUUUUAUUGUGACGAUUUGUUAAGUGGGGCCAGUACUGUAAGCGAGGCGAUAGAUUUAUGUAAAGGAAUAACAGCCACCUUAAACUCGGCAAAAUUUAAUAUUCGCAAGUGGAAAUCGAAUAACACAUUAGUUAUUAAAGAGCUAUUUUUAGGUCAAGUUAUCGAUUCAAAUACAGUUUUAGAUCUAUCAGAAAACAACUUAAACACAACAUCAAAAACGUUAGGUUUGUACUGGCUUUGUCAGCAGGAUACCUUAUCUUUUUCAAUUAAUAUUGAACUUCAUGAGAAGGUUACCAAGCGCCAUAUACUUUCAGUUAUAAGCCAAAUAUUCGACCCAUUAGGCCUUGUUGGGCCAUGCGUUGUCGAAGCCAAGUUAAUUAUGCAAAAAUUAUGGGUCAAUAAAUGCUCUUGGGACGAAGAAGUGCCGUCAGAUAUAUUACAGCUCUGGUCUUCUUUUGCUAACACAUUACCCUGUCUUAAUAAGUUACAAAUACCUCGUUGGAUUCUUAGUGAUCUUUGUGUAAACAUUGAAAUCCAUGUAUUCACAGAUGCUUCGCAAAGUGCGUAUGGUGCAUGCGUCUAUAUCAGGUCUGUGUGUAACUCAGGGAUUGUGCGUGUUCAGCUCUUAGUAUCAAAAAACAAGAUUGCGCCAAUUAAACCCACAACUAUCCCACGUCUUGAGCUAUGUGGGGCGUUAUUAGGUGCAAGACUGUGUACAAAGGUGCAAACCUCACUUAAGUUAAACAUAACCAUGUGUCGCUUUUGGUGCGAUUCCACGAUCGUGUUAGGGUGGUUGUCCACCCCUUCAGUUCAACUUAAUCAAUUUGUACGUAAUCGUGUUAAUGAAAUCAAGGAAAGCACUAGUGGUCACACGUGGAGCUACGUGCCGUCCAAGGAAAACCCGGCAGAUCUCGUUUCUCGCGGGGUGAGGGCUGAUGUGAUCAGCGACGCCUCGUUGUGGUGGUCGGGCCCGUCGUUUCUACUCAAAUCAGAGCAUAGUUGGCCACAAAUGCCUAAUGAGACCCAGAAACGUGACCUACCGGAUCUCCAACCUUGUCUUAUUAUAAAUAACAACGUUAACAAAAACGACGAUGAUAAUAAACUAUUUACAAAACUUAUACUUAAAUAUUCACAAUUUACACGUUUACAAAGAGUUAUAGCCUAUAUAUACAGAUUUAUUCAUAACUGUAAAACUAAAACAAACAGAUUUCGCGAUCAUCUUUCUUGUGAAGAAUUGCAGCGGUCAUUUAAUUUUAUUAUACAUAUUGCUCAGUUAGAAAUGUUCCCUAAUGAAUAUCUUAUCUUAAAAUCGGGUCAUUCAUUGUCGAAGAAAAAUAAAUUAAUAUCAUUGACCCCAUUCAUCGAUUCAAAUAAUAUCAUGAGAGUAGGCGGUAGACUUGAUAACUCACCUUAUAGCUAUGACACAAAACACCCCAUUUUAUUAUGUGGAAAACAUCAUUUAACAAAAAUUAUAUUUCACAUGCAUCACUUGAAACUUCUACAUGCUGGACCUCAGUUAUUGCUGUCUAGUAUUCGUCAAACUUAUUGGCCUUUGGGAGGAAGGAAUCUGUCUAAAUUUAUAACAAGAAGUUGCAUAAAAUGUUUCAGAUUUAAAGCCACCAAUGUCCAGCCCAUUAUGGGACAGUUACCUGAAUCCAGAACUAAACUGGAAUUUCCCUUUUUACAUUGUUCUGUGGAUUAUGCUGGCCCGAUCAUGAUAGCCAACCGUAAAGGUCGAGGUUGCCAACUGAUAAAAUCUUACUUGUCCAUUUUUGUCUGCUUAGCUACAAGGGCCGUGCACUUGGAACUCGUCACAGAUUUGACUAAAGAGGGAUACAUGGCCGCUUUAAAUCGGUUUGUGGCUCGUCGGGGAAAGCCUCAAAGUAUAACCUCAGACAACGGGACAAAUUUUGUAGGUACAUGUAACGAGUUACACCGUUUCUUACAGGACUCAAGUUCCCAAAUCAGUUCCGCAGUCGCUCAAGAGGGAAUAGAGUUCCUCUUCAUUCCGAGCUACACACCCCAUUUCAACGGUAUGGCUGAAUCUGCAGUCCGUUCCACAAAAUAUCAUCUUCGUAGGCUUCUCCAACUUACGCAUUUCACGUAUGAAGAAAUGCACACUUGUCUGACUCAGGUGGAAGCCAUUCUAAAUUCACGUCCUAUAACUGCCUUAAACUCUGAUCCUACAGACUUCACACCUUUAACACCCGCACACUUCCUAAUAGGACGAUCACUUGUGUCCGUUCCACAUCCACAGUUGACAGAAAGGAUAACAAGUCUUGAACGGUACAAACGAAUCGAGUUCGUCAAGCAACAUUUUUGGAAACGAUUCUCCAACGAGUAUGUUACCACUCUACAGCAAAAGACAAAGUGGCCUACUGCAUCAAGCGAACUCAAAUUGGGUUCUUUAGUCCUUAUAAAGGAUAAAGCGCUUCCUCCCCUACGUUGGGCCUUGGGUCGCUGUGUGGCCGUUUUCCCAGGAACUCAGGAUCAAGUCGCUCGAGUCGCCGAUAUAAGGAUCAAAGGAGGAACCAUCAUUCGAAGGGCGUUUAAUAACAUUUGUCCCCUUCCAGAAACUGGUUGUUGAACCAGCAGCCUUCCUGUCUACUUCAAC
Messenger RNA from Helicoverpa armigera (cotton bollworm), 4467 nucleotides. RefSeq lists its product as uncharacterized. Gene Ontology annotation, molecular function: nucleic acid binding. NCBI's taxonomy places the organism in Eukaryota, Metazoa, Arthropoda, Insecta, Lepidoptera, Noctuidae. The transcript is spliced from 3 exons. The coding region runs from base 1294 to 4440 and encodes 1048 amino acids. The record is from RefSeq and is a predicted model, not a curated record. Gene Ontology annotation, biological process: DNA integration.